UCCUACUUCGUUUGACACGCCGCACUUUCAGCUCGUUUUUGAGUUACAGUUGUGUUAUCGGCAUCAAGAUGGGAAUGCGUCGAGGAAGAAGCACGAAAAAUCCACCAAUUUUCAGCCACGAGUUCUUUAUACAGAACCAUGCGGAUAUUGUGUCAUGCAUUGCAAUGGUGUUCGUCGUUGGUCUCAUGUUUCAGGCAACAGCACCGGUAGCAACACUAUUUGUAGCUCUUCAGCAUAAUGUCACCCGGAAUGGCACUGAUACCUCAGCAGAUGAUGUGGGCUUGUAUACAUACGGUCGUAAAGACAUCUUCUCCACGCUGUUCUAUCUUCUCAUCUGUAUCGUGGUACACGCCGUAAUUCAGGAGUAUGUUCUUGAUAAGCUGAACAGGAAGAUGCAUCUGUCUAAAGUGAAGCACAGCAAGUUCAACGAGUCGGGCCAACUGUUGGCGUUCUACUUUGCCUCGGCUGUCUGGGGAGCAGACAUCAUUGUUAGAGAAAGCUACAUCAAUAUAAACCAGUUAUGGGAAGGCUAUCCUCAUGCAGAAUUAACGUUUGUGGUGAAAUUUUUCUUCAUUCUACAAAUAGCCUACUGGAUCCACUGCUUCCCAGAGUUAUAUUUCCAAAAAAUCAAAAAGGAGGAGAUCUCAUCUCGUAUACAGUAUGCUUCCCUCUAUCUCGUGUUUAUUGUCGGAGCCUAUGUACUCAAUUUUAACCGUGUUGCCCUCUGUAUGAUGGUGUUGCAUUAUUUGGUGGAAUUUGUCUUCCAUUUAGCAAGACUUCUAUACUUUGCUGAGAAGAGUGAAUUAGCUAACACAGGAUUCAUGGUUUUUAAUGGGCUGUUUGUACUGGUCAGACUUGGAACAAUCAUUCUAGCUGUUCUUACAUUCUGGUAUGGUUUAGACCAGAACAGCCAAGCCUCUGUGGACUUUGCUGCGGGAAACUUUAAUGCUCAGUGGGUCAGAAUCAAUUGUCUUGCUGCUGUGUGCCUGCUUCAGGCCUGGAUGAUGUGGAACUUUAUCAACUUCCAUCUAAGGAGGCGAAGGGAAAAAAGUGCUGCCUCUCGAAGGCUUAAGUCACCAAACAAGAAAAGAAACAAGGUUGCAGAAGAAGACAUAAACUCGCUGCCAGAAGUUGACCAGAACACGGCCACUGAGAAUGGAAAUGUGAGGGCACGCAAAGGCAAAAAGAUGUAGAGACCUUACACAGGGGUCAGUCAUUAACAGCUGAAAACAAAGAAAUACUGAAGUAUUGAUCAGUCAAAAUUUCAACAUGAACGAUAAAAUCUUUCUUGAUGUGAAGUUAUCAUUUCUGGUAGUAGAUGUUAUAUUUAUAAACAGCCACUGACUGGUUGAAACUCUUUAAUUGUGAUUUCUGUUGGUGAAAAUGUCUCAUGAUGUAAUUGAUGGAUAUAAAUCUGCUUUUGAGUAACAAAGCAUCUUUGGUUGUACAUGUAAAAUCAUAUUCUUGCCAUUUAAAAAAAAAUUGGCGUAAUUCAGCAUCAGGUUUGAGUUUAAAAAUGCAUAAUUGAUCACGGUAGUUUUCUCACGAUCUAGACUGUUCAAAUUUUCAUGCUUUAGCUCCAUGUCGAGUGAAAAGUUUAAUAUGUUUCACUCCUGAAAACUCUAUCUAAUUCAGUGUGGGUUUUUUUUUUCGCUAAUAAAAGUUUUUGGAUUUCAAUUUUUUUCCGGAAAUUAAAAAGUAUUAAAACACACCUUCAUACCACCAAAUUUCAUAAUGUUUUAAAAUGUAAAAAAAAAUUAAAUGUAUCAUAAUUUGGUAUAAUGAAGAUUUGAAUAAGGAUAGCAAGGGACUGUUGAUUUCAAAAGUGAAAAAAAAGACAAAUGCAUGCAAAUUCCUAACUUUGGGGAGACAGCAAGUGUUCUGUAAUAUUACUGAUUAAUGUCCCAUUGUUGUGGUCUAGCUACAUGGAAUUAAAGUACAUAUAGGUAUUGUUACAGUAUAUGUUGAUAUUGAUAUAUGUGAAAAGCUUUCAAAAUUUAACAUUUUUUCCCCAGUUUGACAAAUUUGGUUCCAUAAAACCAUUUAACAUUGUUUGAUGAUUAAAAGAUUCAAGGUGACUAAAAGAACAUGUAUGACACUAGGCAUAUACAUUAAUAUGUAAACUGAAAUCAAAAGAGCGUUGGGUUGUUUUUGUUAUAUAAACUAUGGUAUUAUGAUGCUGGACAUUGUCUGCUGGCUCAUUCUGUUGAUAUCUGGACCCAAUACUAUCUAUGUAUAAAAUAUCGGACGCAUUGCAACAAUAUUUUGUUAAAUCUCAAAAUGUGUUUGUUGAUUUUUUUUUUUUUUUUGCGAUUUAUCUAAAGAGUGUAAUUUUGUUUCGACUAUAGUGGAUUGUCCUGAAUUCUAGGGCAGAUAUAGUUUUCAGUUUAUUACAAGAAAAGUGUUUUUUUUCAAAAUUGUUUUUAAAAUGUUAUUAUUAAGGAUGUAUGCUACCUUGUUGAGAAGUGAAUCUCUUCUGAGAUAGUUCCACACUUGGAAGCCUGUUUUAGAUUUGUAGUUAUGUUAAGUACUAAACUAGUAGUAGUACUGGUAUGGUCGAUGGACUUAUUCUUGAUGACAAAUCUGAUAUGAAAAUGGAAAUUGACAACACUUUGGAAAUUACACAAGAAUUGAUGAUGCUUAGGUAGAUAUCCUAUUUAUUUUCCUACCCAGUCGAUAUGGAACAUAAGGGAGAUAACUCAAGAAUGAUAGGUGGUUUUAGAAGUUGUUUAAAUAGUUCAUCAAUACAAAUUACAAGCAUGGUAUUAGGUAUAAAUUCAUGAGGAUAUGCCAUACAUACCUUUGUAAGCUGUUCACCAUUAUUUGUGAUGUAUUUAUGUUUAAAAAAAAAUCAUCAUGUGAAAUUGCAAUUUUCAUGACAAAAUCCUGUUUCGACAACCUCUUGUUUAGUGGGUGGAAUGAUCCUUUUUUGCCAAAAUUUAUAAAUAAUUUGUUGUUUGAUGUUGAAACUGGGACCAAACUCUAGUGCUGAAUUUCUGAUGACUUUCAUAUGGUGCAAAUCUGGUCUUUUUAUUGAGCUUAUGUCAACACUGGAGCUGUCCUAUUAAAGCUACGCGAGAUUGUGUAAAUAGUUGUAGGCCAGUAAGUCAGUAUUGUGAAGAAUAUAUAGUGGACAUUAUGAUAAACAUAUUUAGAAAUGUGUCUGUAAUGCAAUGGUAGAUUUCAUCAGAUAUUAGCUGUUGAGAGGUAUUUUUGAGCUACUCAAGUUACUUCCCUUUGCUUCACUCGUUAAGUUCCAUGUAAACCCCAAAGUUCAAUGCAAUGAAACAUAAUAUUUCAGUAUUUUAUCUGAACACUGUCAGAAAGAUUUAGCUAUGGUGCAGAAAUUUUCCUACAAUUUUUCAACUGGGUCCAGGGUCCAUUGAAUUGGGAAUUUCUACUUAACAAAAUGUGACAUUGGGAAAAUUGCCUUAGUAUAGGACUUUGUAUAUAAAGCAUACUUCAUCAUUCAAAAGUGACUUCAAAAUUGGGAAUUUUUUAGUGACAAAUUGGGAAUUUCACAAGAUUUUUUAAGAGGAAUGGGUCCUUUUAACUGACCCUGUUUCUAAAGUAGACAAAGCCCUGUGGUGUGUAUUAAACAUUGAAUAAUAGCCUACAAUUACAAUUAAAUACUAAUUGGUUGUUUUUUCAGACAUAAAUACAACUAAAACAAAAACAUAAGAUAUGAUGAGGGAAACGGAGAUUGUUGUUAUACAGUAAAUCUCUAGAAUUUAAUUCUGUCCUGGAUUUGUAAUCAAAAGAAAACCUGAUAUAGUAAUUGUCAAAUUUGUCAAAUUUGAAAUAUUCCAACAUGUCGGUGUCCUUGGACCUCAUAGGUUGGCAAUAAACACCAGGGUUACAUAAAUUACAAUAACAAAUUUACCAGGGUUACACAUACCAGGUAAUUAAAUUAAAAAUGCAAAGUUUUGUAUAUUAAAACCUCUAACGAUACAGUGUUGUGUUAUGCAAUUUGUUAAUGAACCCCAAAAUAUUUUUGUCCCAUUUUCCUUCAGGAAGUCGUGUACAAUUUGUUGCCAACAUUGGUGAAUUAUACAUGCUUUUUGAGAUGACUGACUAGAACAGCGCCAUAGAGUUACUGCCCUUUAUUAGAUACCGUGUGGUACAUCCAAUACUCGGCCAUGUUUACAUCAAUCCAGGGUCAGGACUGCUAAUCAAAGAUUUGACUUCAAUUUAUAUAUGAUUUAUUCACUCAAUUCCUUGGUCAUGUUUUACAUCACUAUCUAAGAAAUAGUUUCAAAGAUGCACUUUUCCAUCACAUGACUAUAAAUGUGGGUUGAACCCGGUUCAUAUUGAUUUUUGACAAUGCAUUUACAUGUAUCAAGAUAUUGUCCAUAAAUACAGACGCUAAGAUAUUUUCAAAAAAAAAAGAGGAAAAAUUGUUGUAAAGCUAAUACAUUUUCUUCUAGUCGAUACAGCACUGGAAAAGUAUAAUUAUGAAUAGAAUGUUCAAUGUUGCAUUUUAUGUUAAAUAAACUGUUGUUGUUUAGAUGUUGUAGGAGCUUUUGUUUGUAUUACAUUUGUUUUUGAGAAAUAUCUUAAAAUUUCUUGCAUUAUUAGCCAAUAAUUCAAAUAUUUCCAGAUUCUUAUCUUUGCCAAAAUCUUAUUGCAUCUUUUUUGCAUUCAUAUUAUAUUAAUAAUAAAUCUGGUAGCUGGUCUUGCAGAUGGUUUUGAUAUAUUUAAUGUAAAAUAUGCAAAAUUAUAUAAAUUAAAUAUUAGGAAAUUAUUUCAUUUUUAAGUGUUAUAUAUGUGUCUAUUUAAUGCCGAAGUUUAUAGGAGACUAGUGUCAAUUAAAAACAUAUACAGUGUAACUGUUGAUAACUGGAAAAUAAUCCUUUAAAAUAAUUCCAGUACUUUUGAAAAAUAUUUUUAUGAUCCAGCUGAUGGUUGUCGCCUUGAAAGCUUGUCCUAAAAAAAAAAAAAAAAAAAAAUCAGUAUGUACUUUUGUCUUGAUCAACAUGAUUCUACAGAAAAAAAACAAGCUCCUGACCCACAAUCCAUAUACUAUAUGUAGUACAUUGUAUAUAUGUAUCAUGAUAUACAUGGACUGUGUAGUUGUGAGUGAAGACCCUGUGUUCAAAACUGCAUAAGUAACCUACAGGUAAUAAAAGUAUCGGACUUUAUGAUUAGCAUUAGUGGACAUUGUUGUGAAGUGACUAGUUCCUUUGUUUAAAUCUAGGAUCACAUACUGUUCCCUGGCUAUUAAUAUACAACUGUAAGCUCAUCUUUAGAGAUAUGCAUGGCUCUUGCUUCAUUGUGUAACAGAUAAAAGAAUUUUCACAUAACCAACCUGUAAUCUAGCGAGUUACACCUGUAUAAAAUAUUUUUGCAUUUUUCACUAAUGUAUUAUACCCUGAAACAUUUUCUAUUGACUGUGCCAGUCAAGGAAUAUAUUGUGACGUCAUAAUAUGGAAAAAGAUGUGAAGUCAUGAAUGGCUGAAAAUGGCUGUCCUCAAUUGAUCAAGUCCUCAAUGUUUUUACUUUAAAACCUGUCGAAAUGUAAGUUUUCUGAUCUAAGUGAUAAAAAACAUCAUCGAUUUGUUUUCAUUUAACAUACAAUUUUAUGAACUAAACUCCGGAAGUUUUUGUUUUGUUUUUUGUUUGCCAAGGCUAGCAAAAUUUAAAAAGACUUAAUACUUUCAUAAAAAGAUCCUAUAUGUACAGUGUAUAUAUACUGUGUAACAGGUGCUGAGGACCUAUGACUUAACACAAAAAUGGAACUCUAGAGUGAAUAUAUUUAGACUGAACACACAAAAGAGGCCCAGAGUGAGUAUUUUUUAUUGAACCUUAAGCUUGCAGUAUAUUUAAAAUUAAAAAAAUAUAUAUAUAUAUAUAUAAAAUGGCUGUGAAAAAAAGCGUUUAUCAUAAUUGCACUACAUUGUAUGUAUAGAAAAACACAUUAUAACUGGGUGAAUGUGUUGUUCAGUCAUAGAGAAACCCAGGGCCCUAUCCAGAAAACCUAGUUGAAACACGAUACAAAAAAAAUUCCUGAAUAUUUCUUAUUGUGUAAAUCAAUGGAAUUUUCUAAUAACAACAACAACAAAAAUAUUUACAAGUGGUAGAUUUUGAUUCUUGAUUGAUUCUCAAAUUAAGGUGAGAAUAUUUGCUCACAAAAUUUGUGAUAUAGGGCGAGACAUUUUCUAUAUAGAACUGUGCUAUGUUGGUUGUAGCUGGCUAAACCAACUUAGUACUCUAGUCAUGCAAUUUUAAGAAAAAUCAAAUGCUAUAUUCAUCCAGUAAUAAGCCCAUGCCUGGUAAUAAGCCCACCCAUCAUCAGUAAAAUAGUAACACAUGCUAUUGUCAUUGCACUGCUAUAAGCCCACCCCCUUGUAUGGUAAUUAUUGCAUUAAGGUUGUCUCCCCUCUGAUCAGGUUGGAAAGGGAGAUAAUUAGCUAGAUAUGAUAAUUAGCAUUAAAUUUAGUCUAGAGAUGGAGAUCUAUUUGUUGUUAACCACAGGAACUUGGCAUGAAUUUCCAACCCAGGGUCUAUAUUAGAUAUUAUUUUUUGGGAAUAAGUGCCAUGGCCCUGUUGUGAAAACUAUCUUUAAUAAUAAAAUGAGCGAAGUUCACAUAGUGUAUUAUAAUGAAUUAAAACCAUUCACUAAAUAAUCAAUGAUUCAGUUUGAAAUUUGUUUCAGAUCUUCACAUAUUUUAAGGGGGGGGGGGGGGGGGGGGGGGGGGGGGGAAUAAAAAAAUUCUACCAAAUAAGUAAACCUACAUUAGGAUUUGGUUGGUUCAUGUAAUUCACAAGGUGACUGUCAGACAAUCAAACAUUAAUCAACUGUUAUUUAAUUGGAUAUAACCAUUUUCAUCUUAUGUUUGAAUUAAUAACUCAGACAAUUCAAAGACUAAGGUUAAUUUUGCUGUUUGGAGUGAAUUUUGUCCUAGGCUGUAUGUCCUAAGAGAAAUAAAGGUUGAUGGGAUAGAAGCAAUCAGUUACACACUAGUGCCAUGUCUGACCUUUAUCAUUGGCUAUAUCAUUGACUGUUGUAUUUGUUAUGGUUGUUGCUGCAUUUAGAUUGUCAGAUUAAUAGUCAAAGAUCUAAAUAAUUUUAAUUGAAAACUACAGAUAGAAAAAUGCAUGUAGUAGUAUUUUUAUGUUUAAUCAAUGAAAUGUUUUUAAACUUUUCAACAUUAACAUUUAAUUAUGUAAUAAAAGUUUCUGACCUUA
Molecule: messenger RNA, 7188 nt
Organism: Pecten maximus
Lineage: Eukaryota; Metazoa; Mollusca; Bivalvia; Pectinida; Pectinidae
Product: translocating chain-associated membrane protein 1-like 1
Exons: 12
Coding region: 69-1193 (374 amino acids)
Biological process (GO): SRP-dependent cotranslational protein targeting to membrane, translocation; protein insertion into ER membrane
Cellular component (GO): endoplasmic reticulum membrane
Source: RefSeq, a predicted model, not a curated record